This is a messenger RNA of Bombyx mori (domestic silkworm), 2918 nucleotides long. Its product is annotated as alpha-tocopherol transfer protein-like. Lineage: Eukaryota; Metazoa; Arthropoda; Insecta; Lepidoptera; Bombycidae. Gene Ontology annotation, molecular function: phosphatidylinositol bisphosphate binding. The transcript has 7 exons. The coding region runs from base 554 to 1435 and encodes 293 amino acids. The record is from RefSeq and is a predicted model, not a curated record. Gene Ontology annotation, cellular component: membrane.
GAUGUUUCAAAGCGAAACGCAUGUCCGCUGCGGAAGAAUUAGACAGGGUGGCGGUACCGAUCCGUGCGAGCUCACAGUAGGUACUGCAUUGAAAGAUUACUGGUGGCCCGGAGGCCUUUCCAGUUUCACCAGGACAGGUGGGCGAGCAAAAGCUCAGCCAGGAGGUGUGGGAUUUGCUAACAACUGCCCGAGCGCCUCCGAAGGAGACCUAACAACUCCAGAGCAAUUGCUUCGCGAAUAAAUCUACUACCGGAUCGGAAUCGCGACCCACUGAGAAGAUCCGGCGAGAAACUCAGCGGGCUCUUCAAGUAAUCUCGAAGCGUGCACCUAGUUUUUUCCAUUCCAUGAAGUAGGACGCGUGGUUGCGGCAUGCAUCGGCGCGACUCGGCUGUUCGAACGUGUGUGUCGAUCUUAGAAUCGCAAGACCAUUAACUACAUUCAGUUAUACGCCAAAGUCCGAAGUAAUAACGCGCUUCAAAACAUUUAAAUUAAUAUAUUAUUUGAAACAAAAUAAAUCGUUGAUAGCCCCGGGAAGUGAUAUUAAAAAUUUACAAUGCCUGACCAAGAGAUGGUUGAGAACCGUGACCUGGUAGCGAUUAAGGACUGGCUGUGUAGACAGCCUCACUUGCCGCACGAAGUUGAUGACAUUCUCUUGCUUCGAUUUCUGAGCAGCGCAAAGUACAGCUUGGAAAAGGCCAAGAAGACCAUAGACCUGUUCUUCACCGUCCGCUCUAAUGCGCCGGAGCUGUUCUGUAAGAGAGAUCCCUGGGCACCCGAGAUCAAACGGAUCUUUGAUGUCACCGACAUGCUACCUCUGCCGAACAAAACGAAAGAGAACUACAAAGUGUUCAUAUAUCGUCUGAGCACCACGGAUCUGGAUCUGUUCAACUUCGUAGACGCCGUUAAGACUUUCUUCAUGCUGGCCGAUACGAGGCUGACGGAGGACCAGGACGUUCCCGCCGGAGAAGUCCCUAUAUUCGACUCUGCUAACGUGACCUUGAAGUUCAUCGGGAAAAUCAAUCUCUCGGCGCUUAGAAAAUACAUGAUUUACACACAGGAAGCGAUGCCCAUACGACUGAAGCAGGUACACGUGAUCAAUGCUCCUUCGUAUAUCGGCAAAUUGUACGCCAUCUGCAAACCCUUCCUCAAGACUGAAGUCGCCAAACUGAUUAAAUUUCACGAGCCGAACUCCGACACUCUAUACAAAGACAUUCCACAAGAAAUACUGCCUUCAGACUACGGCGGCAAAGCUGGCUCCGUCGAACAAAUCAAAAGGGAAUGGAUUAAGAAGAUGGAAGCCAAAAGAGAUUGGUUUUUAACAAACGAUACGCGCUGGGCGGUCGACGAAUCUCAACGGCCCUCCAGUUGUCAGGACGCAAGAGUGGACAAACUCAAAGAUCUACCGGGCUCGUUCAGAUCGCUCGCUUUGGACUAAUUAUAAUAGGAUUAAACUCAUAAGAUUAUUACAUAAAGUACAUUAUAUUUUUACGCGAAAUGCACUGUGGGCGAUUGAAAAUGAAAUUGUGACAAAACAUCGUAUGAACAACGAAAGAAGAAAAUAAAUGGGAAGCAUGAUUGAGAAGCGUAUUAACAAUUUUAGUUAUUAAUCCUCAUUAAGUAGUCGGAAUUUCGACCUUAAUCAUUGAUGCUUCAAGAGCUACAUUCAUUUACGUAGUUUUAUUUUCUGUUUGGUGAUACACAUUUUUUCUAGCAUGGAUAGGUAAAAACCAUUUCCAAUUAUUAUUUUUCGCAACUCGAAGCAUAGUACAAUAAAAUUAAAAAGAAUAAUACAAUAAUAAUAGUGCAAUAAUGUAAAAAUGUGUUAUAUAGUACAAUAGAAAAAGAAUUAAAUAUAUAUUUAAUAACAUAUGUAUAUGAGUCUACUAUAUUCUACUAUAAUCUUCGCUAUUGGUAAAUAUCAUUUUCCUCGUCCACUUUUUGGGUAUCAUGGAGCUUAAUUGUAUAAAUACUUUCAAAAUGAUUAUAAAGCUUAAAAACGAUUAUUUAGUAUUUACGAUUAUUUUAAUCAUACCUAUUUUAUUUUUAUUAGUUACGUACAAAAGUAAGACGUUAAAAUCAUUUUAUAAUUCAAUGGGAGGGUAGUUUCUAAAAUAUGUAAGUAUAUUAGAUAUGACUUUUUGGCGGGAACGCGAGGAGUGAAGUUGUGUGAUUUGUUUUAUUUUGUCUAUUUAGUGUUUCUUCGGGUUUAAAUGUGUAAUAAUGGUGGUUUAUUAACUGUUUAAUAUCUGUGAAAGUGCACAAAUGUGGAAAGUUGAAACAAAGCCGCUGGACGUAACUUCUCGGGAUCCUCCAAAAAGUCCACUGAAAAAAUCUUAGUAAAUGACCACAAUUUUACUGAGAUUAUAUUUCAUCCCAUAUCAUCUCAUUUCAUUUCAUUUUAUUUCAUCCCAGUUGAUUAAUGUCUCUAAUUAAUCGUCUUCAUUUCAUUUCACUCCAUAAUAUAAUUUUUCAUAAAAAUAUGAAUAUAAAUUAAAAUAAGACAUGACUUAAAGGUCUCAGUUACCAGGUCAUAAAACCCCUUAAAAAAAAAGUAUAUUAGAUAUCCUUGCACGAGUUACGCAGUCGGUAUAAAUGUAUGCUUGAGCAACAUUAUAUUACAGACAAAUUGGAUUCUCCGUAUAUCUAUGUACAAAUAACUUUUCACAAUUGUUUCGAUAAAAAUAUUCCUGAAGGCGCUGUUUAAUCGCAAUUUAUAAAAUUCGCUCGUUACCGUCUUAACUUACAGUUGAAAAUCGCUUAUCAUAUUUAAUUGUGCGCUUGAUGUGCUCAACCGUUGAUUCAAUCGCGGGUUGAAAUCUUCAAACAUUCCAAUAUCAAUUUCAUUAAAAAUGAACUUUAAGAAAAUUAUUUUUGUAUAUAUUUUUAAAUUUUUACUGAAUAAAACACUCCAAAUUCUA